Molecule: messenger RNA, 4210 nt
Organism: Ruditapes philippinarum (Manila clam)
Lineage: Eukaryota; Metazoa; Mollusca; Bivalvia; Venerida; Veneridae
Exons: 30
Coding region: 32-4210 (1392 amino acids)
Biological process (GO): cell communication; protein dephosphorylation
Cellular component (GO): membrane
Molecular function (GO): protein tyrosine phosphatase activity; scavenger receptor activity
Source: RefSeq, a predicted model, not a curated record
UUUGCCGUUUUCUCUUUCAUUUUGUUAUAGUAUGAUAAGAUAUUUUGAUGGAUUAACUGAAAUUAAACCAUUAAACCGAAUGGAUAAUAUUUGUGUGUUGCUAACUUUAUUUCUUAUUUUACCAACAAUCGCAGAGGCAAAGUGCAGUAAAGAAAAUGACGUAAACAGAUUUGGUGAUAACUGCGGAUUUAUGUGCCAUUGCAAGGACAAUGAAGAGUGUGACGCAAUUACCGGUGAAUGUUCAUCUGGAUGUGCAAGUGGAUGGUAUGGACCCGGGUGUCAGUACAGGGAUAUCUUAGAGAACAAGUAUUCAAACUUCCCAGAUGCCAAUAUUACUGACGGUGAUCCAAACACAUGUUUCCAGCUAGUUAAAACUAGUACAACAAAAAAUCUGUCAUGGAGUGUGCGAUUACCUUCUAACGAAACAAUCAAUGAAAUACAACUUGUUACAACUGCUAAAUCUUUAGCUUAUUUCAAAAUCUUUGAAGGUUUUGUAGGAUAUAGUCCAUCUACAGGAAACGAUGAUGUCGUUAAUCAGCAAAGGUGUUUUAGACAAGGAGUUGGUAUUCCAAUAUCAGCAACGUUUACGGUUUUAUGUGAUAAUCCUGUCAUUGGAAAUUAUGUGAAAAUUGUGUUUGCAGAAUUGCCAAACGAACUUGAACUUUGUGAUGUGAAAAUAAACGGAGGUAGAAAUUUAGCGUUUAAUCGGGCAGUUUCACAAGUAUCAAAGACCAAAAUUUGUGGUUCUACAUACUGCAAUGCUUCAGAGUCUGUCGACGGACAGACAAGAGAAUCUAAUCAGUGGCAUUGUAGUUAUACAGCAAAUGAAACAAAUCCGUGGUUGAAAGUGGAUAUUGGUUAUCAAAUAAAAAUAUGGAGCGUUCAGAUAAUAUCUUUUAUAGAUGAGGAUCAUAAGAACUUACCAUAUACCGUGAACAUAACAAAUGAUACUAAUGACACAAGCACCUACAACACAAACGAACUUUCAACUAAUACACAAACUGUUGCAUUAGAUUUGAUUGGCAGGUUUGUGACGCUAUCAAUAAACGGGGAAAUUAAAUUAGCAGUCUGUGAAGUUUCUGUUUUUGGAGAUUGUCCAGAAAAAAAGUGUGGGUACAAUUGCGAGAAAGAAUGUCAUUGUGAGAACGCAACAAUCUGGGAGAAAAUUUCUGGAAAUUGUUCAAUCAGUUGCAACAAAACGGACAAAGAUGAUCAAUGUAAUACAAAUACAGUUUGCGACGAUGGUUAUUAUGGUAAGGACUGUUCUAAGAAGUGUAGCAAACAUUGUAAACUUGGGAAGAAAUCCUGCGAUAGGGUCAACGGACACUGUAAAGAGGGUUGCGAAAAUGGAUGGAUGAAACCUUUGUGUACGCAAGAAUGUCCACCUGGGAAGUAUGGUGCAGAAUGUAAGAAGAAUUGUUCCUCAGCUUGCGAGCAGGGUGAUUGUAAUCAUGUCGAUGGCAAAUGCCUUAACGGAUGCGAGCCUGGUUACCAAGGAAAGAGGUGUAAAAAGGGUUGUGAUAAGGGUUAUUAUGGUCAAAACUGUUCUAAAACAUGCAGCAACCAUUGUAAACAUGGGAAUACAUACUGCAAUGCAGUAAAUGGAACUUGUAUAGAUGGAUGCAGACGUGGAUGGAAGGAACCAUUGUGUGAAACAUGUGAUGCUGGUUUCUAUGGUCGGGACUGUAAGAAAACGUGUAGUGUGAAUUGUGAGAGUGGAAACACAAACUGUGAUCCUACUACCGGACGUUGUAAAAAGGGUUGUAAACCUGGUUGGAUUGAACCGCAGUGUACCCGAGAUUGCGAUGAAGGAUAUUAUGGUGAGAACUGUUCUAAGAAGUGCAACGGCCAUUGUAAAAACGGAUAUUGCAACAAUGUUAACGGACACUGCACAUAUGGAUGCAUGGAUGGGUGGAAAACACCGUUGUGUGACCAAGCAUGCUCCAGUGGAUGGUACGGACAACGUUGUGCGUACACUUGUAGUCAACGUUGUGAUAAACAAGAAUGUAACAAUACUGAUGGGCGGUGUACAAGUGGCUGCAUACCAGGAUGGACAGGAGAGACUUGUGCAAAACGUUGCGAUGAAGGUUAUUAUGGUGAGAACUGUUCUAAGAAGUGCAGUGGCCAUUGUAAAGACGGAUAUUGCAUCAAUGUUAACGGACGCUGCACAUAUGGAUGCAUGGAUGGAUGGAAAACACCGUUGUGUGAUCAAGCAUGCUCCAGUGGAAUGUUAUGGGCACACAGAUGUAAAACGUACAAAUUAAGCUACAUUUAUAACUAUUUCUUUGUAAUGAUAGAGUGCCUAGCUGAAAAAUAUGGUGUAGGUUGUAAGGAGAAUUGUUCAGUAAAUUGCAAAACUGGUAUUUGCAAUCAUGUCAACGGCAAUUGUAGUGAAGGAUGCAACCCCGGUUAUCAAGGAAAUAAGUGUGAAGAAAAAUGUAAUAACGGUUACUAUGGUGAUAAUUGCACCUAUCAAUGCAGUGGUCAUUGUAAAGAGGGUGACAUAAUAUGUAGACAUACAGAUGGAGAAUGUUUGAAUGGUUGCCAGGCAGGGUGGAAUGGUAAAAAAUGUGAUUCACAAUGUUUGCCUGGGAAGUUUGGUAUUGGAUGUAAGGAGAGUUGUCCUUCAAAUUGUAAACAUGAUGUCUGUGGGUAUGUUGAUGGCGAUUGUGAUGAAGGGUGCAAGCUAGGUUUUCAAGGAAAGAAGUGUAAAGAAAACUGUACUAGCGGUACCUUUGGCGAUAACUGCAGCACGAAAUGCAGUGAUUACUGUGAAGGCGGGGAUAAGAUGUGCAGACCUACAGAUGGAAAUUGUCUAAAUGGUUGCAAGGCAGGCUGGAAUGGAACAGACUGUUUCUCAAAAUGUGACAAUGGGUUUUACGGUAAACACUGCGCGUUGGUGUGUGGUAACUGCUUACCUGGAAAAGGUUGCAACCAUGUUAAUGGCACUUGUCAUGGAGGAUGCCAAACAGGUUACAGCGGCGCCACCUGUUUACAAGCAAUGCAAACGUCGAAUAUUUCGAGUUCGAUUGUGGCAGGGGGAGUAGCGGUUCUUGUCAUCUUAAUUGUAAUAAUUAUUGUAGUUAUUGCUUUCGUUUGGCAUAAGCAACGCAAUCAGAAUAAAAGAAAAGAUAAACAAAGAGAAGACGUGGAGCUCAGAGACGCUGUUGCGACUGCUAGCAAUGAAAAUAGAAGGCCAUCUCACGGUGGAAAUACGCAAUCAAAUACAGCAGAUGACAGUGGAAUUCCGGCAGCAGCAGCGGAUGCGAACAUUUACAACAACUUCCCGAUGCAAAGUCCCAGCAGAAAUGCCAUUCCACUUUCAAAUCUUCUAUCAUACGUCAAAGAAAAUCUGGCCAAUCCUUACCACUUUGCAACAGAAUUUCAGGAUAUACCUUAUGGAAUGAAAAAGUCGUCUGCUGUUGCCAAGAAAUCGUUUAACCGUGAAAAGAACAGAUACAAGGAUAUGCACGCAUAUGAUGAAACACGUGUUAAGCUGAAAAAACUGCCAAACAUACAGGGAUCAGAUUAUAUCAAUGCGAGUUUCAUCAAGGGACAUCACAAAGAAUAUGCCUACAUAGCGGCACAAGGUCCCAUUGACUCGAGCAUGGACGAUUUUUGGAGAAUGAUCUGGGAGAAAGAUGUAUAUACCAUUGCCAUGGUAACAAACCUGGUUGAGCUAGAAAAGACAAAAUGCCAGCAGUAUUGGCCGGCUGUCGAAACCAGUACACGCUAUGGUAACGUUUUUGUUAACACGGCAUCGGAAAUUAUCUACUAUGACUUUACAAUUCGGAACUUCAAUGUAUCAUUUGAGGGAGAACCACAACGAAAUAUUCGUCAGUUUCAUUUUACAUCCUGGCCGGAUAAAAGUGUUCCAAAGAGACCGUCAAGUUUGAUUCAGUUCUGGCGAAAAGUACGGAAGAACGACGAAAACAAAGACCACACAUGGCUUGUCCACUGCAGUGCUGGUGUUGGUCGAACUGGUACUUUCAUUGCCCUAGACAUUUUGUAUGACCAAGGAAAAGACAAAGGAUCUAUUGAUGUGUAUCAAUGUGUAAAAGACUUACGUGACCAACGAGUGAAUAUGGUUCAAACAAAGGUAAUAGUUAUAUCUCGUUGUCAUAUUUUAUUAAUUGUUUUAAUACGCAUUGAAUGUACCCAUUCAUUUGACCGCCGGCCGAUUGCUGCGCAUUAUCUUCAACGAACAUGA